Camelina sativa (false flax) is the source of this 1249-nucleotide messenger RNA. Lineage: Eukaryota; Viridiplantae; Streptophyta; Magnoliopsida; Brassicales; Brassicaceae. The record is from RefSeq and is a predicted model, not a curated record.
AUCCUAAUGAGACUUAGCUUUUUUGAUCACUCUCAUUCUUUAAAGCAAAAGCAAAUUACAAAAAUUAUUUCUAAUUUGCAUUCUCUAAAUUAAAUAGUUAAACUAGAAGAUGUGCAGCAAAAGGGCAUCACAAUAUCACAAAGUAGAAAUACCUCCACCACAACCUUUCUUGAAAUCACUAAAGAACACUCUCAAUGAGAUCCUUUUCGCCGACGAUCCGUUUCGCAAAAUCAGAAACGAAUCGAAAACGUCAAAAAAGAUCGAGUUAGGGUUGAGACACGUGUUCCCAAUCUUGGAAUGGGCUCGUGGUUACAGUUUGGGGUAUUUGAAAUCAGACGUUAUCUCAGGGAUCACAAUUGCUAGUCUUGCUAUUCCUCAAGGGAUUAGCUAUGCUCAGCUAGCUAAUCUCCCUCCUAUUCUUGGUCUUUACUCAAGCUUGGUGCCGCCGUUGGUAUACGCGAUAAUGGGAAGUUCAAGAGAUUUAGCGGUGGGAACAGUGGCGGUGGCCUCGCUGUUGACGGGAGCGAUGUUAGGGAAAGAGGUAAACGCGGUGCAGAAUCCAAAGCUUUACCUUCACUUAGCUUUCACUGCCACUUUUUUCGCCGGACUCAUGCAAACGUGCCUUGGCCUCUUACGGUUAGGGUUCGUGGUGGAGAUAUUGUCGCAUGCGGCGAUUGUAGGGUUCAUGGGUGGUGCCGCGACGGUGGUGUGUCUGCAGCAACUGAAAGGCUUACUUGGCCUCAUUCACUUCACUCAUUCCACUGAUAUAGUCUCUGUUCUCUGCUCCAUUUUCUCUCAAUCUCAUAUGUGGAAAUGGGAGAGUGGAUUGCUAGGGUGUUGCUUCCUCAUCUUCCUCCUUACAACCAAACACAUUAGCAAGAAGAGACCAAAGCUAUUCUGGAUAUCUGCAAUGUCUCCACUUGUUUCUGUCAUUUUUGGAAGCCUUUUCAUGUACUUCCUCCAUGACCAUUUCCAUGGCAUUCCAUAUAUUGGAGAAUUAAAGAAAGGGAUAAAUCCACCGUCAAUCACACAUUUGGUAUUCACGUCACCUUAUGUCACGUUGGCUCUCAAAAUCGGCAUUAUCACUGGAGUCAUAGCUCUCGCUGAAGGGAUUGCAGUGGGGAGAAGCUUUGCAAUGUACAAGAAUUACAACAUAGAUGGGAACAAAGAGAUGAUAGCCUUUGGGGUGAUGAACAUUCUUGGUUCCUUCUCCUCUUGCUAUCUCACUACCGGUAAUCUACCAUUUUGA